UUCCAAAGAGGAUGGGAGGAAGCUUUGGCACUCCGCCUCGGUUACCCGACAUUGACUUCGGAGGGAAGACCGUAAUCGUAACCGGUGCAAAUACAGGAAUCGGCUAUGAGACUGCGAAGGCGCUUGCCCAGAUGGGGUCAAAGGUCAUAUUAGCGUGCCGUUCUGAAGUAAAAGCAAAUGAGGCCUUACAACGAAUGAAAGACGAGCACGGCAAAGAGAAAUCUUCGCAGAAUGACGCAAGGAUAUGUAUCAAGGCAGAAGAUCUGGAUGUAGAAUUCAUGACCCUUGACCUCGGGUCAUUAGCAAGUACUAUGACGUUUGUCGAGGAGUACAAGACUAAGGGAUAUCCUCUCCACGUGCUCAUAUGCAACGCUGGAAUGGGAUGGGGACCAGAUGAGCCGACAGCAGACGGAUUCGAGAUUCAUUUCCAGGUUAACUAUCUCUCUCACUUCCUGCUUAUACUUCAUUUACUUCCGGUUAUGAAGUCAACUGGUAUCGAUACACGGAUUGUUCUGAUAUCGUCUUUAAUGUAUCGGAAUUCAAAGUGGGAUCCGAAAGACUUGCAAUGCUUCAAUGAGAAAGAUAAGAUGAUAAUUUAUGGGACAACGAAACUAUACCAGAUCAUGCAGAUGUUCUGUCUGGCAAGAAGACUAGAGGGGUCAAAGGUCAGCGUGUUUUCGGUACAUCCGGGUAUGGUUGAUACAGAGUUCAACGCACGCCCAGGUCAACCAAUCACAAGAGGGAGCAGAGUUUUCCUGAGGGCAACAAAGUCAUUAAGAAUGAUUAGGACGCCUUUCGACGGGGCUUUGACUGGACUUCAUGCCGCUGCUAACCCGGCAUAUGAUUCUAAAACGGCGCUCUAUUUCGCGAGCUCCAGGCCGCGAAAUCUUACUGCUUUACCCAGAGACAAGGUAAAGCAGGAGCUUUUAUGGGAAUACUCUCUCGAUUGUCUGAAGGAUUAUAUCACAGAAGAUGUGUUAAAGGAAUUGAACUGAGUAGAGAAGACCUCACCCACGGUGUCCAAUGCAUCAUAUGAUUAUAGGCCUAGUGUAAUUAAAAAGUAACUAAAUAUUUAAUAACACGAUUUCUUGAAAGUUUCUGUCCUUUUGGGAUACAGGGUGCUAUGAUAUAUAUAUGUAUGUAUAUAUAUGUA
Lytechinus variegatus (green sea urchin) is the source of this 1153-nucleotide messenger RNA. Its product is annotated as retinol dehydrogenase 14-like. Bases 12 to 995 code for a protein of 327 amino acids. The transcript has 9 exons. Lineage: Eukaryota; Metazoa; Echinodermata; Echinoidea; Temnopleuroida; Toxopneustidae. The record is from RefSeq and is a predicted model, not a curated record.